Columba livia (rock pigeon) is the source of this 3753-nucleotide messenger RNA. RefSeq names its product solute carrier family 35 member E4 (gene SLC35E4). Gene Ontology annotation, cellular component: Golgi apparatus. The record is from RefSeq and is a predicted model, not a curated record. Gene Ontology annotation, molecular function: antiporter activity. The transcript is spliced from 2 exons. The coding region runs from base 714 to 1754 and encodes 346 amino acids. NCBI's taxonomy places the organism in Eukaryota, Metazoa, Chordata, Aves, Columbiformes, Columbidae.
AGGCCAGCCCCUCUUCAAACCCUCGGGGGUACCCACCCCUCCCCACUGAGCCCCCCACCCCGAGCGCUCGGGGACCGAGGUGGCUCCAGUGCCACGGGCAGCCCGAGGGGACCCACGAGUGUGUCCCCAACCUGCGUGUCCCCGCCCUGGGAUUCAACCCAGCCCUGGGGCAGGAGCGGGGCGGGAGGCGGGGCCGGCGCUGGUUCGGGGCGGGCGAUGGUCCCGGUGCGGUGGGAGCGAUGGCGGCCGCUGUGCCCGCCGUGACUCAGCCGGGGCUCUGACGCAGCCCCGCUGUCGCCAUGGAGGCCGCUCCGGCUGCCGGCGGAGCCGCUGCGGCGGGAUCCACGGACACGGCUCCCAGCAGCGCCCGCUGCGGCGGGGGCGUCCCCGGCCGUGCUGCCCCGGACCCCUCCAGACCCCCCGCACCCCCGGACCCCGCGGCGGGGCCGUGACGCGGCGGCCCCGCGGGGAGGAGCCUCCCCCUCCCCGCUCCGCUCCCGCCAUCGCCAAACUUUCCGCUCGCUCCCGGUCGCCGCCGCCGCCUCCCUCGCACUUGGCACCGGGGCUGAGCCCCCGACCCCGCCCCGCAGCGGGUGACGCCGGCAGGAGCUGCGGACCCGCCGCCAGCACCGCCGGGUCCCGGGGCUGCCGGCCGGCGCGGGAGGACGGGUCAGAGCGGCGGGGGGCGGCGGGGGGGAGCGGAGCCGGUGCCCAUGUGCCCGCGGGCCCGGCGGGGCCAUGAAGCGGCGAUGGCGGCCGGCGGGGGGACCCUCCGGCCCUGGAAACCCGACCCGGGGCAGGCGGAGGGCGCUCGGCCGUCCCCGGGGCCGUCGCUGCCCCUGACCCUCACGGUCCUGGCCUGGCUGGGCACCGGCAGCACCAUGGCCGGCCUCAACAAAUGGAUCUUCGCCACCCACGGCUUCCGCUACCCGCUGCUGCUGUCGGCGCUGCACAUGCUGUCGGGGGUGGCCGUGGGGUACCCGCUGGGCUGGGCGCGGGGACCGGCCCCACCGGCCCCCCGGCCCCGCGCCAGGAUCUACCUGCUGAGCCUCACCUUCUGCACCAGCGUGGGCCUGGGCAACCUGGGCCUGAGCUACGUGCAGCUGGACGUGGCGCAGGCGGUGGCCACCACCACGCCGCUGGUCACGCUGCUGCUGUCGGGGCUGCUGGGCGGCCGGCGGCACCACCCGCUGCAGUACGUGGCCAUGGGGCCCGUGUGCGCCGGGGCCGCCUGCAGCAUCGCCGGCGGGCUGCGCUUCCACCAGCCCGGCUGCGCCUUCCUCCUGGCCGCCACCGUGCUCCGCUCCCUCAAGUCCCUGCAGCAGAGUCUGCUGCUGCAGGAGGACCGGUUGGACGCGCGCCGCCUGCUCUGCCUGACGUCCCUGCCCAGCUUCUGCCUGCUCUUCGGGGCGGCCGUGGCGCUGGAGCUGGGCCCCUCCUGGGAGGGCGUCCUGCGCUACGACGGGACCCUCUGGGCCUGCGUCCUGCUCAGCUGCCUGGCCUCCGUGCUCUACAACCUGGCCACCUUCUGCGUCCUCUCCCUCACCUCCGCCCUCACCGUCCACGUCCUGGGCAACAUCACUGUGGUGGGCAACCUGCUGCUGUCCCGCCUGCUCUUCGGCACCCACCUGAGCGGGCUGGGCUACCUGGGCAUCGCCCUGACGCUGGCCGGGAUGUUCAUGUACCACCAGCCGCACCUCAUCGCCGCGCACUGGGCGGCACGGCCGGGACGGGGGCACCCCCGGCCGGAGUAGGGACUGCUGGGGACCGGGCAGGGGGCGGGCAGAGCUCUGCUGUGUGCACCGGGCAGGGCGUGCGGGUGUGCGCAGCUCUGCGGUGCACGGGAGGGCUGGUGUGCACGUGUGUGCCGGUGUGCGUGGUACUACGCACACAGGUGUGCAGGCGCGCGUGGCUCUCUGCGCACAUAUGCGCGUGGUAUGGCACGUGUGGGUGUGCUGGCGUGCACGGCGUUGUGUGCGUAUGUGUGCUGGUGUGCACACGUGCUGCUGUGCACAGUUCUGUGCCGGUGUGUGCAGGGCUGUGUGCCCAUGCGUUUGCGGCUGUGCAGGGAACCUGUGUGUACGUGUGCUGGUUUGCACAGCUCUGUGUGCAUGUGUCUGCUGGUGUGCAUGGCACUGUGCACAGGGUGUGCACAGGCUCUUUGUGCACCCAUGUGUUGUGUGUGCAGCUCUGUGCACGCGUGUGUUUCUGUGCGUGUGUCUUCUGAUGUGUGUGGCACUGUGUGUGUGUGUGCUGGUGUGCACAGCUCUGUGUUCACGUGCUGGUGUGCACAGCCCUGCGCACAUGUGUGUGUUGAUGCGCACAGACUGUGGUGCAGUGGGUCUGUGUGCAUGGCUCUGGGUGUGCAGUGGAUGUGUGCACGGCUCUGGGUGUGUGUGGGCAUGUCUGGGUGUGCACAGGCUCUGCAAGUGUGUGUGGGUCUCUGUGUGUGGCUAUGCAUGCAUGGGGCACGAGUGUGUUGGUGUGUGAAGGCUCUGUGUGUGCAAGCAGGUCUCACACAUGUGAGCACGUGUGCAUUGGUGUGGACUCGGUACGUGUGAGCAUGUCUGUGUGCACAGCUCUUUGUGCACGUGGGCGUGCAUGUGCUGGUGUGCACAGGUUGUGUGUGGCUGUGUGUGCAGAGCACGCGUGCACACGUGUUGCUGUGCACAGGCUCUGUGUGUGCGUGGGUCGCUGCCCACAGCUCUGCAUGGGCCACGUGUGUGUUGGCGCGUGCAAGCAGAUGUCACGUGUGGGCAGGUGUGCUGCUGCGCGCAGGUACUACGUGCACAGGCGUGUCAGUGCAGAGCCUCUGUCCUCAUGUAUGGUUGUCUGCACGGAUUCCAUGUGUGCAAAUGCACCUCUGAGUGUGCCUGGCUCUGUGUGCAGGGUGUGUGUGUGCAGGUGACAGGAGCAGCUGUGCUCACAGGCUCUGUGCGGGUGAGCAGGGCCCCGUGUGUGCAUGCACUGUGUGCAGCAGCUCCACACGUGUCCCCGUGCGCACACGCAGGCUGGGCACGCGCAGGGCCGUGGCUGUGGAUGCACAGAUGUGUGCGCCUGAGUGUUGUCCUGCCUGGGGAAACACAGAACAGCACCUGUGUGUGUGUGUGCGUGUGCGUGCGCAUACAUGUUUGUGUACCCGUGUGUGUGUACACGUAUGUGUGUGUACAUGUGUCUGUGUGUGCACACGUGUGUGUACACGCGUGUGUGUCACUGCUGAGCUCUGCUGGCUGGAGUGAACCCGGGGCUGUGCACACACAUGGUUCUCGUGGCCAAACAAGAUGCCCAGGGAUGGGGUGGGUGAGUGUCCCCUUUCCUGUCCCCAACUCCACCGUGUCAUCCUGAUCCCAUGGAGCUGCUGAUGGCACUGCCAGCGCUGUCGGUGUCCCCACCCUGUCCUGCUGGCCACCAGGGCUCCAGCUCCGGUCGCAUCUCCCACCUGGCUGUGGCUGAGCAGGCAGGAGCAGACAGGGCUGCCUCAUACAGCCCAGCGAAGGGGACGGGGACGGCUCAGACCCACUCGCCAUCGCUCCGGGACAGCGCUGGGCUGCGUGGCAAAGGGACGUCCCAGCGGGUGUGUGCCCUGGCACCGACACCGGCACACACGUGUGUGCCCGGCCCGACGGGCGCACCGGCAGCACUGCAAGCAGUGCCUGUGGUGGCUGCUGCGCUCACCGUCUCUGCGCCGGGGCCGAUGGACCCAGCUCUGAUUGCACUUGUCCUGAAAUAAAGCUCUAUUUUUGUCGUACUCCA